AUGGGUCUGGAUAUGAAGAGUAGGAUGAAUCUGUUUGUUGCUGGAUUGUCUUGUAUGUCAAGUAAGGAAGGCAAGGCAACUAUGCUAAUAGGGGACAUGGACAUAGCGAGACGUUUGGUAUAUGUGUUGCAUGUUGAGGAAGAGAAGUUGAGGGAUAUAAAAGAAUUGAGAAACAAGAAAGCUAAGAUAGGGAGUGAUUUCGGGCAGCAAAUAAGUAAUAUGAACUGCUCUACCUUUCAACAUAAUCAAAACGGAGCUAGACCUGCUCAGUCUCUGGGUAGUGUAGCAUAUGGAGGUAAUUGGGCUCCUACAUGUGCUAAGUGUGGUAGGAACCACCUAGGUGCUUGUCGCGAUGGCUCUACUAGAUGUUUCAAGUGCAGUCAAGAGGCUCACUUCAUGAAAGAGUGUCCUAAGAACAGGCAGGGAAAUGGAUAUAGGGGCAAUAGAGCCCAAUCUUCUUCAAUUGCUCCACUAGGAAGGGCUGCACCUUGA
This is a messenger RNA of Solanum tuberosum (potato), 492 nucleotides long. RefSeq lists its product as uncharacterized. Bases 1 to 492 code for a protein of 163 amino acids. Lineage: Eukaryota; Viridiplantae; Streptophyta; Magnoliopsida; Solanales; Solanaceae. The record is from RefSeq and is a predicted model, not a curated record. Gene Ontology annotation, molecular function: zinc ion binding; nucleic acid binding. The transcript has 2 exons.